Molecule: messenger RNA, 2612 nt
Organism: Austrofundulus limnaeus
Lineage: Eukaryota; Metazoa; Chordata; Actinopteri; Cyprinodontiformes; Rivulidae
Product: synembryn-A
Exons: 14
Coding region: 207-2303 (698 amino acids)
Biological process (GO): G protein-coupled receptor signaling pathway
Cellular component (GO): cytoplasm; plasma membrane
Molecular function (GO): guanyl-nucleotide exchange factor activity; G-protein alpha-subunit binding
Source: RefSeq, a predicted model, not a curated record
UACAGGCUGGCAUGACGGUGAYCAGAAAGCAAUUGAAUUGAAACAAAAUUAAGUGCAGGACUCAACGCGGUGCACAUACGUGGAAAAGGACUUGGCAGCGGGCAGAAUUGAAAUCAGAGGAGUCAGAACACUAAACUGUAAGAUUUAAGGUAAUUUUAUUCACCUACAGUUUAACAGCUGACUGGUAGUGAUCCGCUCAAGGAAGCAUGGACGUGAACAUUGAGGGGAUUAUCCAAUGCAUCAAGCAGGGGGAUGAGAAUGGUGUUCAUGUGCAGCUGCAACAGUUCAACAAAGAGUACGCRCAGUGUUUCUUCUUUGAUGCGGAGGAGAGGGAACGGCGGAGGCAAAGAAAACUGGAGAAGUUCAAGGAGAAUAAAGUGAGGGAUCUUGCUGAUUCUGACUCUGACAAUGAGGACUUCAAACAGGAAGAUCGAGGCCUCAUCCUCAGACAGAAUUUAGCUGUUGUUCUUGCGAGGUUCAUAAAAGCAGGAGUCAAAGUUCCCCUGCUGAGAGUCUCUCUGCGCUCCCUGAGGAUCCUGACCAGAGACAAAAAGAUCCUGGGCCACUUGGUGACUGACGGCACUCUCCUGACGUUGGCCAAACUAGCGGGGCUGACCACCAGCAGUGAUGCCAGCGACGAAUUCAACGACCCAGACUCUGAUUUCUACGAUAACGUCAUCGCUUCCCUCGCAGAGGCCAAAGUGCUGCAGCGUCCCAGGGAAGAGGACGAGGGUGGAGCCGACGCUGUUGAACAGAACGAGGAGYGUCCUCUCAUUGACGAGGACUCAAAAAGCGACACCAGCACCGUCAACAGCGAAGAUCCGGACAGCAACAGCUGUCUCGGCUCGAGCCACAGGACCAGCAUCAAUGAGAUGCACAGAGGCGGGAGCCAUCAGAAGGUGCUGGAGCGAGGGAGGAAAGACCGCAGGGAGAGCAAGAUGGACGGCGAGGAAGAAGAGGAUGGGGAAGGGGAGCURGGAGAGGAGACAGUGAGGAAAGAGGCCUUGAAGGUUCUGUGUAAUGUGGUGUACAACAGCACCUGGGCACAGGAGAGGUUCAGCUCACUCAGGCUUCUGAGUGGUCUCAUCCAGCGUCUGUCCUCCGGUGUCAGCUGGUCGCCUCCUUCCAGUGUUCAGUUCUACGAGCUUCGCCUCAUGUUCCUCGUCACCGCUCUGCGGCCGGAGCUCAGCGUUCAGCUUCGGCAGGAGGGAGGGGUGCCCAUCCUCACCGCCGCCUUGGAGAGGUGCCUGGAGGUCCAGUGGAAGGAGCAGUAUGAGUGUGUGCUGGACCCCGCGGCUCCCCCCAUCUCUCCGGAGGCCUCUCAACGUAUCACAGAGAUCCUCAAAAUCCUCUUCACUAUCACCUACAGCAGCCACAAGCAGGAGCCAAGUGAGGAUGAUGCAGCUCUKUACAGACACCUGGUGGCGAUUCUUCGUCUCUGCCUGAUGAGGACAUGCAUGCUCCCAGAGGAUACUGACGAGCUACAAGGUCACACAGUCAACCUGCUGUCAGCGCUGCCUCUCCAGUGUCUCGAUGUGCUGCUGGUCGUCUCUCUGCAGCCAGACUCCAAACAGAGUCUGGGAGUCAACAUGGACUGUGUGCACAUGCUGCUGACGUUCAUGGAGAGGCGCCUGGAGUUGGGAGAAAGAAUCAAAGAGAAACUGACGCCGAUCCUGAAUCUGCUGACGGAGAGCUGCAGGGCUCACAGGGAAACACGCCUGUACAUUAGGAAACAUAUCCUUCCUCCUCUGAGAGAUGUCUCACAAAGACCAGAGGAAGGCACCACAGUGAAGAGCCGCCUGGUUCGUCUCAUGACUCAUUUGGACACAGACCUCAAACACUGCGCCGCUGACCUCCUCUUUGUCCUCUGCAAGGAAAAUGUGAGGCGUUUUGUCAAAUACACAGGCUACGGUAACGCAGCAGGCCUGCUGGCCACCCGGGGCCUCCUGGGAGGUCAGAGGGCCAGGAACUCCAGCUCUGAGGCCCAGUACUCCAGCGACUCGGAUUCGGACACAGAGGAGUACCGGCAGGUGAAAGACCGCAUCAACCCUGUGACGGGGCGGGUGGAGGCCGAGCAGCCGGACCCCAUGGAGGGCAUGACAGAGGAGGAGAAGGAGGAGGAGGCAAAGAGGCUCAUCAUGCUCUUCAACAAGCUGUCCAGAGAUAACAUCAUCCAGCCGAUGGGGGUGGAUGAAGAAGGGAAACUUGUCCCAAUGAAGGGUCUGGAGGAAAAUCCCCUCGCUGAGGAGACCAAGUCUGAGUUGGAGGAUGAAGCAGAGUCAGACAAAGAAGACAAGGACUGAAACAUGUUGAAAUCAUUAUUUCACUUUAUUGUUUUUGUUUUGUAAACACUGGAUUUGUCAGAGCAUGCCAUAAAAACUAUAAAACGUGACAAUUCUCAUUCAAACAUAACCAUUCUGACAGGAACUAAACGUUUAAAAGGACAUAAAAUAACUUUAAAUUCCUUUAAACAAAAAGGCAUGUACAGCAGCUUUAUCUUCGGUUUGAGUUAAGAAUGAAAUUGUUUUAGUUCCUGAUAAGGACUCAAUUUAUCAAAACUGUUUCAAUAAAGUCUCAAAUCUCUGUCAGCAAAAAAUGCUGCUGUAAAAUGA